Molecule: messenger RNA, 2430 nt
Organism: Helobdella robusta
Lineage: Eukaryota; Metazoa; Annelida; Clitellata; Rhynchobdellida; Glossiphoniidae
Exons: 3
Coding region: 1-1701 (566 amino acids)
Source: RefSeq, a predicted model, not a curated record
AUGAGCAUUUUUUACGUGAAUAUUUUUUUCGACCUUUUUUCGGCUAAAAUCAGCAGGGUGGUAGUAAUCAUUGGUCUUGGGUUGAGCUUUGGAUCUGUGAUGUUGAUCAACUUGUACAAGCACUUCUUCAAGAGACCACCAUCACUAUCACCGGCAGAUUCACCACAAACUGCUGAUGCAACUGAACCACUGGACUACUUGGAUGCAAUUGAUGAGGUUGAUUUGAUGAAGUUUAAACUGGCCACUGAUGAUCAAAUCUGUGAAAUUCUUCUGAAGCCUCCGUCUCAAUUAUCAAUUUCAACUGAUGAAUGCGAAUAUAACGAAGCAAAGUGUAUGAAGUAUGAAGACGACGGCCUGACCAUUUCAAGGACCAGUGCAGCACCAACCAACAUCUCAUCAUCAUUAUUUCCAACGUUUCUCUACGACUCAACGAAUGAAUCUCAAGAGGGCCACACACACAAUGAGAACGAGAUGUCAUCAGACGAUAAUGACGAGUGUGGUGAUAGUUAUCAUAAAAGUGACGCGGAUAAUGAUAAUGAUGAGUCCCUAGAUGCCGCCUCCAUUCACUGCCACACCUCCUUCCAUGAUGACAUCUACAGGGAAAUGUCACUCUCAUCGUGCAAACAACUUUUCAAGUGCACACGACGACCAUCGUCUUCAACAAUCGCCAGCUCACCAAUGAUCAACAAAAACUUCAACAACAUCAAAACUUCUCACGAAGACACCAACAUUAAUGAACUUUCCUUAAAAUCCAAUCUUGUGUCCGACCUGGAUGGCUCUUCGUUUAGAUGGGGACAGAGUUUGAGUGACACCUCACCAAUCUCCACUGCAGACCUCACACUGUUGAACAUCCUGUUGGAAGGACCAAGCAAGCUGUUCUUUGAUUCCUCGGACAUAACUGAUCAGCUGGAUGUCAUUGAGAGGGAUCUGGGAAAAUUAAAACUGGAAACAAAUGAGCUAGUUGAGGUGUUUGAAAUAUUUAAAAAGAAAGCUGUUUAUGACGAGGACGUGAAAAUUAAUAACCCAGGCAUUAAUUAUGGCGAUGUCGAUGCUGAUUGCAUUGACGCUGAUCACAGUACUAAACAGGCAACUAUUGCAGUCAGACCAUAUGUUUCAACACCAAAAAGCUUUCCCCACACAACAGAACACAAAUUGACAUUAGUCCAAGACCACCACCGCCACCCGAUACUGGCGACGUGCAGGAGGUUGCUUCCCCAACCACCAUCAACACACACUUUACCGAAUUUCAAUGAUCAGGGCACGAUCUCAACCAGAAUUUCAAAUGGCACAUCGAAUCAUAACAGCCUCAGAUCAGAAGAGGCAUUCACCUCAGAGGAACAUUCAAGUGACGAUUCCCUCAGUGUUGUUGAGGAUGUUGAAGAUGUCAUGUUUGAUGAGUGGGACUACGGUGAGGAGCUAGGUGGUGAUGAUGAGGGGGACUUCACUCUCCUCUUGUCACCAGACUUUCGUGUUCAACAGCUGCCGAAACAAACUCCCCCCGGCAGAGAUGAACGUGAUUGGUUGAUGUGUAGAAGCGAUGGUGGUAGCGAUACUGACGACUGCAGUAAUGAGGUUGGUGAGGAUGGUAAAGAUGAUGGUUUCAAAAAGUUUUUACUUUUGAAAUCUUCCAGUGCAUCAACGCACGUCGUUCCGGCAGAAGUAUAUUAUGAAAAAAACGAGAUCGUAAGUGAAGUAGUGUGAAUAGAAGUAUCAGUGAUGGGGGUGGGAGUGCCAGUGUAAGUAUUGGAAGUGUUCGUUUACUGGUCAACAGUCUUCAGUGAAAUUUUUCUCACAUCAUCAGCCGAUAUCUUAAAUGUUUUGUUCGCUAUCAUUUGAAUUGUUAGGACAAUUACGUGCGUAUCUUCACAAUGAAUAACCAGAUUCCUAUCUGUAUAUAUGUCCCUUUUAAGUACAUUUUUAAUGUGUAUCUUCAUUCACGAGACACUUUGUCAAUGGUUAAACAUUCCCUCAUGUCUAUCUUUCUAUUCAUCUUCACUGGCUUUCUAAAGGGUUAAUUAUGGAAUGAUAUACGUUAGUUUUACUACUGCUGGUUUAAGUUUUUUCAUUGUAAACUCUUUAUAGAGUUAUAUAAUCCACAUUUUUGUAUCCAUGCAUCUUGUACGUAUUGGCUUGUAGUAGUGAAGAAUAAUCUUCCCUUAUUUCUUUGGAAACGAAUGUAGUUAGCCGUCGUAUCGACUGACUUUCUUCUGUUUCUGCGAUAACUCAAUUUGCAUGAAAACAAUCAUCUCCAUCAACGUCACAUUCACGCCCAUCUGCCUUUAUUUUUCUUACAACUGCAGUAUUAUUAUUAUUAUUAUUAUUAUUAUUAUUAUUAUUAUUAUUAUUAUUAUUAUCAAACACCUAUAAAGCGCCUAUGAAAAUAAAUAUCUCUCAAAAGCAAGCGCCAUCGAAAAAAGAAAAAAUAAUAAA